AAACAUUAAAAAAUUCUAAUUUUAACCUCGUACUAUUGAACCAGAAUUCGCUGGUCAUAGUUGUCUAUAUAAACCAAAAACUGUGUCACAAUCGGGCAUACGCUGUCGACACGCUCCAAGAUUAAGUUCAACAGUUUCUGCACUGAUUGCGCUACACACAACUUUGUAGUUAAUAUGACUCUAAAAAACAUCAAGCUUUACUACUUCGAUGCCCAAGGUCGCGCUGAGUUGACCCGUAUAAUACUGGCAGCAGCAGGCGUCAAGUACGAGGACAUCAGAUACACUUUUCAGACAUGGCCCGCCGAGAAGUCAAAGAUGCCUUUUGGGCAACUACCAGUAAUAAGUGUAGAUGGCAAAAUGUUUGGCCAGAGCCUUGCAAUAGCUACUUUUGUUGCCAAGGAAGCUGGAUUUUAUCCUAAAAAUAAUCUUGAUGGGUUAAAAGUGGAUCAAGUAGUUCAGCUGGGAGUUGACUUUCAAACAGCAGCAGUCAAAGCUUUUUUUGAGAAAGAUGAAGCUAAAAAGAGUGUAUAUGAGAAAGAGCUAAAGGAAGUAGAGGUGCCCAAGUACUUAGACAUAUUUGAAAAACUUUUGAAAGAAUCUGGAACAGGAUAUUUCGUUGGUACAACGUUAACACUUGCAGACUUCUGCAUCUAUGAUCUCGUCGCCAUGAUGAUAGGCAGAGGAGUCCUCAGCACAUCCAAACAUCCAUUAGUGGAUGGGUUAGUUAAGAAAAUUGAAAGUAAUCCUAACGUGAAAACUUACCUGGCAAAUAGAAAGAAGACUGAUUUUUAAUACAGAAUAGAAACCUCCAGAUUUUAAAAUUACCUGUCCAUUAUAUAAGAUUUAAGGCUUUUUAACACGCAAAAAAACUGACUGUAUCUUCACAUUUUGCUACAUUAUUAUUAAAACAAUCUCAUGUAGUUGACAGAAAUAAUCUUUUUUUAAGAUAAAAAAAUACAAUUUAAAAAUAGAAAACUUUAUUAAAUUUAACAUAGUCUAAUCUAAAAAUGCUAAUGAUAUUCAAAAUAAAAAUCUCCAGAGCUGUAAAAUUUGAAGCUAAUGCAUUUGACAAACUUUCCAAUUAUUAAUUAUAUAUUGCAGCCUAUUUAUUUUAUUCAAUGAAUAAGUGAUAAUUGCAAUCCAUAUUUGAUGUAACUUUAAAUUAAUGUAAAAUGUAAAUAAAUAUG
Molecule: messenger RNA, 1187 nt
Organism: Physella acuta
Lineage: Eukaryota; Metazoa; Mollusca; Gastropoda; Physidae
Product: glutathione S-transferase 1-like
Biological process (GO): glutathione metabolic process
Molecular function (GO): glutathione transferase activity
Source: RefSeq, a predicted model, not a curated record